Messenger RNA from Cladocopium goreaui, 1746 nucleotides. The record is from the annotation of a GenBank genome assembly. NCBI's taxonomy places the organism in Eukaryota, Dinophyceae, Suessiales, Symbiodiniaceae.
AUGCACAAAGCGUCCACAACUCCUUUUGGAACUCUGGAGCGCAAGGCCCUUGCGUUGAGUUUGGAGCAGUCCGAUCUUGACAAGCGCAAGCUGGACAAGGCUGCACUGUGCUCUUGGGCGGUGUGUGUUGCAGGACAACGACCAAUCAACAGAGUUCCUCAAAUCGCAUGCUCCAUGUGCCCACAGCCCCUGCCGGCCUCCGGAGAGUCAGUUGCUUGGAUGGCAGCGACGCAGCCCGUCACCACGACCAGCAAUCCCCACGAGUUGCCACAGCCAAAGGCACCCGAGAUCACGGUUGAGACAGAUAUUCCAGAUGGAAGUCCAUUGGCCAGUUGCAGAGGCUACGAGGAACAUUGGGCCCAAUGCACGCAGCCCAGUUGUCAGGGGGCUGAGAGGGUGAACUGCGCCUUCACGGCGUGGAGUCAAUGGGAAAGCUUGGGAGGCUGUUCCGGGCUGGGACUUCGAAGCCGGAAGAUCGCCAGGCAUCACCAGAACGGUGGAAUGCCCUGCAACGGUAUCAAGGAGGAAACCCGGGAGAUGGACCAGUUCUUCGGCGAAGGAUGCCUCGUGGGCGAUCGAGACUGUGAAUGGGGCGAGUGGUCGGACUGGAGUCAUUGCGGAUGCGAGAUCUGCGGUGAGGACCGAAAAGCUCAGAAGGUGAAGUAUCGAAAGAUUGUGAAGCAGGCUUUGGGCGCGGGCAGGCCAUGCGCCGGCAACUUCAAUCUGACUGAACCUUGUGGAGCAGAAGAAAAACCACAGGAUUGUAGGCUCAGCGACUGGGGGGAAUGGACACGAUGCAGUGCGACCUGCAACGGCGGUGUGCGUGGGUCCAUGCGACGCGUGAUGAGAGAAGCGGAUUACGGUGGCGCGGCCUGCGAAGCAUCAUUGAGGAAAACCGAGGCUUGCGGCACUCGGUCCUGUGAUCAUCACGCGGACUGUGUCAUUGGUGCGUGGGGAGCUUGGCGUGGCUGCGAGAUACCAGGGACGGUGCAGAUGACCAGACAGCGGCAAAUUGAGACCUACGCCAAGGGUGAUGGAGAAGCCUGUGACGCGCCGCUCACCGAAACCGCGGGCUGCGAAAACCGAGACGACUUGAAGUGGUGUGACAUCUCCUUCUGGAGUCCCUGGAGCACCUGCCCUGUGGCCUGUGGAGGGGGCCAACAGAUGCGCGUUCGGCAUUUGCGGAGCCAAUCCAACUGCUUUCCGAUGGCGCGGGAGGAUCUGAAAGAAAUCCGCGGCUGCAACACGGACUCCUGUAACUUUAAUGGUGGUUGCGAAAUGUCGUCCUGGUCUGCUUGGGGCCAAUGCUCACAAGACUGUGGCAUCGGUGUCACAGUCAGAACUCGCAACAUCGACAAAGCCGCUGAGAAUGGAGGAAAGAGCUGCAUGGCUUCUCUGAAAGAGAUGAAAGACUGCGAGAAUGAGCCGUGUCCCAUCCGCGAUUGCCAGUGGGCCGCCUGGGAUCACUGGAGUGGCUGCUCCUGCACCUGCGGUGGGGGUCUCAAGCGCCGAGCUCGCAUUGUAGAGGUGGCUCCGCGUGCUGGAGGGGCACUCUGCGAACCCUCCGACAAGCUGGAGGUGGUCCCCUGCAAUACUCAGCCCUGUGGUGAUUGUGUGGACGGCAAAUGGACCUCCUGGAGCAUGUGGUCGGAAUGCACCGCGACUUGCGCACCCGCCUAUCGCUGGAGGCAUCGUAGCGUGGCUGAGAGAAACAACGACUGUGGCAGCCCGGUGACUGGCUUGGAG